Messenger RNA from Lachancea dasiensis, 1413 nucleotides. The record is from the annotation of a GenBank genome assembly. Lineage: Eukaryota; Fungi; Ascomycota; Saccharomycetes; Saccharomycetales; Saccharomycetaceae.
AUGGCCUCUCCACAGCAGAUUAAUAGCUUGCAGAAUUCGUUCCAAAGGGCAGUGAACUUGAGCGGAUCUCCCGGCCAGGUGUCUACCUCACCAACUCAAUCUUUCAUGAGCUCGAUUCCUCGCCGUAUGAGUGUCUCGAAGCAGACUAAGGCGUUGAAGCCCUUUUCCACAGGCGACAUCAAAAUACUGCUGCUGGAAAACGUUAAUCAAACAGCCGUAGAGAUAUUUAACGGCCAGGGCUACCAGGUCGAAUACUAUAAGGCUUCUCUUCCUGAAGAUGAGCUCAUUGAGAAAAUCAGGGAUGUACACGCCAUCGGUAUCAGAUCCAAGACAAAAUUAAGCGAGAGAGUCCUGAAACACGCAAAGAGUCUUGUUGUAAUCGGGUGUUUCUGCAUCGGUACUAACCAAGUGGACCUCGACUUUGCCGCCAAAAUGGGUGUGGCCGUUUUCAACUCUCCAUUCUCGAACUCCAGGUCUGUGGCCGAGCUUGUGAUCGCCGAAAUCGUCACUCUCGCCAGACAACUUGGCGACAGAUCCAUUGAAAUGCACACCGGAACCUGGAACAAGGUGUCCAACAAGUGCUGGGAGGUCAGAGGCAAAACGCUAGGGAUCAUCGGAUACGGUCACAUUGGGGCCCAAUUGUCCGUGCUGGCGGAAGCGUUUGGUAUGCAUGUGCUCUACUACGAUGUUGUUACCAUCAUGGCUCUAGGUACUGCUAAGCAGGUCUCGACCUUGGAUGAACUGUUGGGCAAAUCGGAUUUCGUGACCUGCCAUGUGCCGGCAACCGCGGAAACAAAGAAUUUGUUGUCUGCUCCUCAAUUUGCCGCCAUGAAGGACGGUUCCUACGUCAUCAAUGCCUCUAGAGGUACCGUGAUCGACAUUCCAGCCCUUGUGCAGGCUAUCAAGGUAGGGAAGAUAGCUGGUACUGCGUUGGACGUUUACCCUCACGAACCCGCCAAGAAUGGUGCCGGCGCCUUCAAUGACGAUCUGAACGAUUGGGUUUCAGAACUGACCUCGUUGCCCAAUGUCAUCCUGACUCCACACAUUGGUGGCUCUACUGAAGAAGCUCAAAGUGCCAUCGGGAUUGAAGUGGCCACUGGUUUGACAAAAUACAUCAACGAAGGUUGCUCCGUUGGUUCUGUCAACUUCCCCGAAGUCUCCCUCAGGGGCCUAGAUCUGGAUCAAGAAAAUGUGGUCCGUGUCUUGUAUAUUCACCACAAUGUUCCUGGUGUCUUGCGGACCGUGAACAAUAUUUUGUCCAACCAUAACAUCGAAAAACAGUUCUCUGACUCUCAAGGUGACAUUGCCUACUUGAUGGCAGACAUUUCCUCCGUAGAUCAAAGCGGUAUCAAGGAAAUCUACGAUCAACUGAAUGCUACCGAAUACAAGAUCUCCAUCAGAUUGUUGUACUAA